AAUAAAUCGUUAGGUUACAAACUGCUUUGGACACUGGGAGCUACCGAGAAGUGGUCAGGAAUUUGGAAAGUCGCACAGGAGGAGACGCUGCGAGUGAGCUGGAGCGGGGAUUGAAAUGAGACCGUGCAAAUAGGGGCCAAACAAAUCUCCGGCGGAGCUGACUUCUCUCCUUUGAUCUCUCAAUCCUGAAAGUCCAGUUUUCUUUUGUCAAACCUGCUGAAAGUAUCCUCGGUGCAUGUACUCUGUCUGUCUUGCUGCCAGUUCACUUUAGGCAGGCGUGUCUGCUGAUUCUGGGAAAGGAAACUGACUGGAAUUUCUUUCUUGAUAAACACGGAGGCAGAAAGAGAGAAUAAGCUCGAAUCUUGCAAUCUGCAGAAACGGGUGCCCCGGACAAUAUGAACUGGCACUGUCGGACUUAAGUUAACAAAAUAUAAUUGUGAAGGAGAGAGAAAUCAUCGAAAUUCCUUAUGAAGGAGGCAAAUACUUUAAUAAACAGCGUGAUUUACCUGCACUUGUUUCUGCCCACCAUAUUUGGAGGACCUAUAUGCAAAACAGGGAAUCCCGUGACUGAUGAUAUAAAGCGUAUUGAUGAAUUGGUUGGAAACUUGCCAAAUGAUUAUAAAAUCCAGAUAAAAUAUAUUUCUAAAAUCCCUAAUGUGACUGAUACAUGUUGGCUGCGUUUAACAGUGUCUGAAAUGUCAUUCAGCUUGGAUGGACUUCUCGAAAAGUUUGCCAAGAAUUCGUCGAAUUAUUUAAUUAUCGAAAACCUGCACCGGGUUCUGGAUGGUAUUCACAACUGCCUAUAUGAAGACAGGAAGGACUAUCAGGAAGAAUCUGAAUUCAAUUGUGAAAAGUCCAAUCUGGAGCCUAAACAAUACUUCAGUUACUUCAAUGAAAUCAUAACUGCAUUCCAAUUAGCAGAGGAUACCAAUCCAUGUGAUGCAGAGGCUGUUUGCAGGCCAACAGAGCCACCAGACGCAGGGCGUGGCUCCAACUCCACUGCACAUACUCUGGAGCAGACAAAUAAAACCCGUGCGCCAAAGUGUGAACGCACACAUCCGGAGCUGGGUAGGCUGGUCCGUGCUAAAAGACACUCUCUCACAGCCAAAGAGACAACUCCGGAAACAGGAGAUCCAAAUACGAUGAAAGGAGAAUGUGCUCACUGUGUCACAUCAGUCAACUAUUUACCUGCGAUUGGAAUCAGCAUUGUUUGCAUUGUGAUCAUUACUACAUUUCUCACAUAUCUGGUUAUCAGAGUGCAGAAGAACUGCGAAAGAAACAGAAGGAUUAAAAGUUACCAGAUGGACAUAGAACAGGAAUGUAAAAGGGAAGAGAAUGAACAAGAUGGCCAAUUCAUCCUUGAAAAUCAAGAAUCUCUCACAUAAGGUCACCAACUGAUAAUGGGGUACCCAGUUUUGUUUGGCAUCUUAACUGGAGGAAAUUUCUCAACAUGUGUAAUAUAUCUAUUUGACAUGAAAUAAGGAUUGGGAUUGGUGCAAUGAGCCACUGGAACCCCUCUGGCAUCCUACUUACAGGAGUGUCCCCCCCCGGGAAGUGAUGUGGAUAUGUUGGCUGGACAGAGUGUGUGUAUGUUUUCAGAGUGGAAGCCUACUUAAUAUCGUCCUAUUUGCCAAACGCAAGGUAUCUCCGUCAGACUGCAACAUAUAGGCAGACUCGGUGAAACUAACUGAGAGGUUAUCAUUGGAACUGAAAGUGGAAGCAGGAAGUGAGCAGAGGCUGAUAUCCUCUGAGGAUUAUUAAUGUUUUGGCCUCCUAAUAGUGCAAAAAUAUACAUUGGGCUUUUUACAGGCAUUAGUUUAACUGCACAUAAUUUAUUACACAUAGUGAGUGGGUUACGUUAUUUAAUAAGAAGAACAAGGACAAUCUGUGAACAUUGAUUCUGAAGGACAGAUCAUGUCAGCUAAAAUUGACUCGAGUAAAUCUGUUUUAAGAUAGUUUUCUUGUUGGGCUGUCAGCCAGAAGGGGAAAAAAACUUUCUAGCCAUAUGCAUUCUGCUCAUUAAUUUUGUUGUUGUUUGUGGCAGCUUACUGUGCAGAAAAUGGCACAUUUUCUGUUGGUGAAGCAGUGGUGUAAGUGGUAAUGUCACCAGGACCCCAGCUCUAAUGUUCUGGGGACAGGGGUUUGAACCUGCCAUGGAAAAUGGUAAAAUUUAAAUUCGAUAAAAAUUGAGAAUAAAUCUAAUCUAAUGGUGACCAAAUAUUCAUUAUUUUAAAAGCCCAUCUGGUUCGCUCAUAUCCUUUAACGGAAGGAAAUCUGCUGCCUUAUGUUUGAUCUGGCCUAUGUGAGACUCCAGACCCAAAACGAUUCUUAACUGUCCUCUAAGCAUUCAGGGAUGGGCAAUAAAUGCUGCUCCAGCUAGCAAUGCCCACAUUCCAUGAAUGAAUAAAAGCAACACCACAUUGAUUACCCUUCAAAAGUACUUAAUUGACUGAAAGAUGCUUUAUAAAGCUCACCUAUCUGCUGCCUCACCUGGCUGGCAAUCAUGGCUUAGUGGGUCUCGUUCUCAGCUGAGCCAGAAUCAGACCACAGAUUUGGCCACAAAAGCUGAGUUGACUGCACUGAGGGGAUGUUGGGGUACUGUCUUUUGAAUGAGUCAUUGUCUACACUCUACUGAGAGGAUGUAAAAAAAAUUUGAGGAUGAGCAAGGGAAAUCCUUCUGUGGCCUGAUCAAUGUUUAUCGCUCACCUCACUUAACCAAGACAGCUUGUGACAUAAUACAACACUGCAAAAAGUGUUUCAUUCUAAACAGCUUUGGUUGUCAAUGAUCACAUAUUAACCACAAAGUACCAGAGACUGACAGCAUUUAGACAUUGAAGCAAGCAAGAACAAGCCCCUCAGGAAUCUACCCAAAAGGGUCCAAAGAGCUGUAAGUCUGAACUGCUGAACUUGUUAUAAAAGAGGAUGAUUGUGUAUUAAUGGGAACCCAAUGGGAACAAGUGAUGUGUUGCUUUCUAAGUAAGAGAAUUGGAGGUCAGGGAAGAGGGAACAGAUAUUAAGUGAGGAAAAAAAAUGUUUCAGAAAAAUAAGCCUAAGAAUGUGGAUGGUCACAGAAUACUAUAAUCUGUGAGUCAUCGCUAAACACUUUGACUAUACAGUCAUUCCUCCAUAUCUGUGAGGGUUCCGUUCCUGAAAACUCUGUGAAUUCGCAAGUGCAGAGCUUAAUAAUUUAUGGUAACAAUAGGGUUAGGUUCCCAGAAUUUGAGAUUAUGACCUUUCACCAAUUAUUUUUGGGCUUUUUUUGGGUUAAAAUAAUAAGCGCCAAAACAUCUGAAAUCAAAGUUAAUAGAAUAAAAUGUUAAAAACAGUUGUAGUGUAUUGCAACUUACUAAAAUAACAGGGCCAGUCAUUGAUAGGGAAGGAUAUAGCUAGCUGCUGGGUGUGGGAGGGAGGAGAAUGGUGCAGACGUGACUCCCUCCCAGCCAGUCAACCCAAUGAUGCGCACUCCUCCUCUACCUCCAUCUGAUAGAUGUCCUCAACCUGUUCAUCCACCCAAGCAUCUACACCUUUGUUCAUGGAGAGAUGGGGGGGGUAAGAGCUGUGUACUGGAACAGGUUGGAGGGUGAGAUUAUCGCAUAAGUGAAAGUGCUCACUGAUAGACGAGUUUUGCUUGCGGAUCUUGAAUGAUUGAUUACUGUUUUUUUGGCACGAUUUCGCGAUUCGUGAGUUUGCAGAUACGGAGGAAUGACUGUAAAUACAGACCAUUCAUUUAGAACAUGCCUGCCAACACUCUAAUCCGUCAAUGUAAGUAAUUGGUGGUUUCAUCCUCAUCUUCAAAUCACCUCAGUAGGCUCAGCUUUCCCUAUCUCAGUCACUUCCUCCAGCCCUGCAAAACACACCGUCCACCCACCCAAUAACCUGAUUUUCUAUGAUCUACAGGUCCAGUAUUUUGCCUAUUCCCAUCUUCCAUCAGUCCACCCAUGGUGGGUCUUCAAUUGCAUAGGACCUGAGCUCAGAAUUCCUAACCCUAAACCUCUCCACCUGUCUCCUCAUCUCUUUCCCAUUUCUUACAACCCUACCUCUUCGAACCUAGCUUUUGUUCAUCAGUCCAAAUAUUUCUUUUUGCAGCUUGGGUAUCAGAGUUUAUUUGCUGACAAAGCUGUGGAGCGCCAUGGAGGUGCAUGGGGGGGUUGCAAUGUUUGAGGUGCCAUAACAAUUCAAGUUGUUGUUAUAGUGAAACAUUUUAGUUGCAUGACUACAAUGAUUUGAAAGAGCAAGGAAACAGUCCCAUGAGCGAGAUUUCAUUUCCUCUUCUUUUCUGUGAAACAUUCCUGGAUUUUAAUUGUUAUCCUGUUUUAAGGCUCUCCAUUACCAAAACAAUGUCUGUGUACCUGCCAACCCACAUGAUUUCCUCAGACAUCGCACUAUUUUCCAGUUUAGUAAGAUUUAAUUUUCUCCGCUCAUCUGAUGUCAACUCCACAUUUAAAGCAGUGUGACUGGCUGUCAUUUUUUAAAAAGAAAAUCUGAUUCCUCUCUCUGCAGUACAACCACCUCAAAAAAAAUUUGUUUUAAAAGCGUCCUCCUAGAAAUUACUGUUGGUGGUCUGAAUAGAGGAAUUUUAAAGGAUGCUGCAGAUGCAAUGGAGAAAUCUGUCCAAGUUUUCUGGCACUGUGAGUUGGAAAACACAAUGUACAUGGAAUGUGCCUAGAGACUGUGGUCCUGGCCAAAUUUGAGGCCCUCUGGUUGUUGUUAACAGACAAGUGGCCUGGAGGCCAAAGGUUUUGGGGAAGCAAAACCAUUUUCGAAAUCUUUCUGUUCAUUCACAAGAUGCGAGCAUUGCUGACAAGUGGCAGCUUCUUUCGCACCGCACCGCCCCCACACAACUCUUUCACAUUUUGUUUCCUUUUAUUCUGUUAUGGCAUGUGGGGUGACUGGCCCAUUCCAACAUUGGUUGUCCAUCCCUAAUUACCCCUGAAUUGAGUGCCCUUCUUUGGCCAUUUUAGAAUCGAUGCGGUUGACUCUUAACAGCCCUGUGGACACUUAGGGACAGGCAAUAUAUGCCAGGCCUAGCCAGCAGUGCCCCCAUCAACGAAUUAAACAAAAAACAUCAGCCACACUGCUUGUGGAUCACUAGCUACAUAUUGGGCACACUGGCUAAGGGAAGAAACUUUCCACCUAUCAAGGACAUUGAUCACCUAGAUGGGUUCCUACAGCAGAAAAUCAUCAUGAUCAGUAUUUGCUUCUAUAACUCCACAUUUAUUAAUUUACACACCACCUUCUGCCAUGCUGGGAUUUGAACCUACACUCUCAAAGCAUUAGCCUAUACUAAUGAAUUGGCUAGUGAUAUUGCCACCACACCACUACUUGUCCUUACUGGCAUGCUCUGCUAAGCCAAGAUUCAACCACACCACUGUGGGUUUGGCAUUGCAUAUAGGUCAGACUGGGUAAGAACAGCAGCUAUCUUUCCCUGAAGGACAUUAGUGAAUUAAAUGGACUUUUAUACCAAUCUGGUAGUUACACAGUCAUGUUUAUGGAUAGUAGCUUCUUACUCCAGAUUUAUUUAUUGGAUGUACAUGCCCCCAACUACUUUGGUGGGGUUUGAACUCAGGUCUUACCAGAUCAUUAAUCUGGGUUAAAAACCGAAAGAACUGCGGAUGAUGUAAAUCAGAAACAAAAACAGAAAUCACUGGAAAUGCUCAGCAGGUCUGGCAGCAUGUGUGCAGAGAAAUCAGAGUUAACGCUUCGGGUCCAGUGACCCUUCCUCAGAACUGGGUUACUGGAUUCCUCACCCAGUAACCUAGCUACAACACACCAAUUACUUCACAGCUCAAAAAUAUCCCCAUGGUGGUCUGUAGAGGGUUCACCCGCAUAUUUGAGUCUGCGUUUGGAAAGGGGAAGUAGAAGGAAAGGGAUGGGAAAGAGCCCUUUGAAGCACAGCUAUUUUCACUUGGCUCAAUGGGUAUCAGUGUCGUCUCUGAAUCAGGAGGUUGUUGGCUGAAGACUGGAGACUGUAAAAUUCUAAAGAUGACACUCCAAUGCAGUAAUGAGGGAGAGCUGCACUGAUGGGAGGGUGCUGCCUUCCAGAUGAGGUGUUCAUCUGAUGUCUCACCUGGUCUCUCAGAUAAAUAUAAAACAGCACAACCAGCGACACUAAAUAAACACAAGAAAUCUGGCCAUUACCACAUAACUCUUUGUGGGAGUUUGCUGUGUGUGGAUUAACUGCCAUGUUUCCUACACUGCAACACUUGCAAAGUGCUGUGUGGUAUUCUGAGGUGCAAUACAAAUGCAAGACCAUUUUGUGUGAUCAUUUUAUCACCUAAAUAAACCAUCACUCUGAAUAGGAACUGAAAGAGGAGAUAUAUUCAUAGCCAGAAGUGUCAGCAAUCACGUUUGUGGGUCAUAUUGUAUGAUGAUAUCACUGUGUUUGACUUAAACACUUGUUCAACAUAAUCGUCUUCAUACAUUGAGCUGUGGAUACAAAGAUUUUGUUUGUGUUAUACAUAUUUUAAGCUCCUAACAUAUUCACUG
Messenger RNA from Rhincodon typus (whale shark), 6486 nucleotides. RefSeq names its product kit ligand-like. The transcript is spliced from 10 exons. Lineage: Eukaryota; Metazoa; Chordata; Chondrichthyes; Orectolobiformes; Rhincodontidae. Gene Ontology annotation, biological process: cell adhesion; positive regulation of cell population proliferation. Bases 468 to 1385 code for a protein of 305 amino acids. Gene Ontology annotation, cellular component: plasma membrane. The record is from RefSeq and is a predicted model, not a curated record. Gene Ontology annotation, molecular function: cytokine activity; stem cell factor receptor binding.